AUGUCUGUCGUCAUUACGCCGUACCUUCCCUCCAAGAGAGUGGCUAUUGGUCAGGGCCAGACCUGGAACGUCGAAAUAAGGAACAACUCCGACGCCCAGCUUCCCGGCUCGCGACUCCACAUCUUGUGCGACAGCUACAAUAGCGCCUCGAGCUGCGUCGUGCCUGCCAUCGCGCCCUGGGGAACCGUAAAGGUCACCAUCACCGCCCACAUCGACUCCCACAAGAGUAUCGAAGACAUGACGGGCUGCGUCACCUGGAAGUACAAUGAUGUCACCAGGCAGACGACAGACAGAAUGGAGCGCUACAUGGGCAAGCUCAAGGCCUUCGUUCCGCCCACUGGUGCGGUGGCCAAGUACAAGGUCUGCCUGUUCGGCCUCGCGGGGGCGGGCAAGAGCGCGUUCGUCAACGCGGUGCUCACCCUGGCAUCGUCCGGCAUGAGCGUAGUCGAAACGGCCGGCGUGGGCGGGUGCGCCCGGCACAACACUCGGCAGCUGGCCACCUACACCAUCGACGGCGAAAACUUCGCACUGGUGGACACCUGGGGCCUCACCCUCACCACCUACCUCAACGACGACCUGGAGAACGUGGUCGAUGGCGUCUUCCCGCGCAACUGGGGCAUGGACAUGAUCUACGACCAGCACGCCAAGGCCAUCCGGGACAACGCCAGCACCAGGCCCGAGCGCGCCGUGCACGUCAUCCUCUUCAUGAUCACCCACAGCGCGCUCGACAAGAACGACGAGUGCGAGCUCAUCAAGGCCAACUACGCCCGGCUGCAGGACAAGGCCGCGCGCAACCCGCUCGUGCUCAUCAGCAAGGUCGACGAGAUCGUGCCGGCCUUCCGCUCCAACCCGCUGGGCGACUACCCCGAGGUGCGCGCCCUCAAGCAGAAGGUGACGGACCUGCUGGGCAUCCCUGAGAACCGCGUCUACGCCGUGGUCAACUACAAGGACGAGUCCGAGCGGUCGUUCCAGAUCGACCGCAACACGUACCGCAUCGUCGAGCACGCCCUCCGCACCGCCUCCGAGAACCUGCGCCGCGUCGCCGAAGAGCCGCCCACCACCUUCGAGUGGUGA
Acanthamoeba castellanii str. Neff is the source of this 1074-nucleotide messenger RNA. RefSeq lists its product as uncharacterized. The record is from RefSeq and is a predicted model, not a curated record. The transcript has 2 exons. Bases 1 to 1074 code for a protein of 357 amino acids. Gene Ontology annotation, molecular function: GTP binding. NCBI's taxonomy places the organism in Eukaryota, Discosea, Longamoebia, Acanthamoebidae.